Dinoponera quadriceps is the source of this 1776-nucleotide messenger RNA. RefSeq lists its product as uncharacterized. Gene Ontology annotation, molecular function: olfactory receptor activity; odorant binding. Gene Ontology annotation, cellular component: plasma membrane. Lineage: Eukaryota; Metazoa; Arthropoda; Insecta; Hymenoptera; Formicidae. The transcript has 5 exons. Bases 1 to 1776 code for a protein of 591 amino acids. Gene Ontology annotation, biological process: detection of chemical stimulus involved in sensory perception of smell; sensory perception of smell. The record is from RefSeq and is a predicted model, not a curated record.
AUGGGAAUCUGGUCGUACAGCACGAACAACAGGCUUUUGCAAAAACUGGAGAAGAUCCCGUUGAUCUCCGGUAUUUACGUUCUUCUUAUUUUAGAACUAGUGUCUAUGCUCCUCUACGUUUUUAUGGUAUUGAAGGGGACUCGAGCGAGGAUUAAAGUUAUGGCCACUAUGUUAUUCACGAUCGUGUCGAUCCUCAAGUACAGCAAUUUGAUAUACGCGAAGGAUCAAAUGAGGUGUUGCAUGGCGCGUGUCGAGGAGGAUUUUCGAGAUGUCGUCAGUCCAGCCGCGCGUAACACGAUGCUCUUCCACGCGAGAACCGGCAGACGUUUGUUCGUCCUGUGCGGUAUAUUCAUGUAUUCUUCUGGGAUGACGUACAGAACGCUCAUACCGUUGUCGAGAGGGAAGAUUGUUAUCGCGCAAAAUGUUACGAUUCGACCCUUGCCGAGCCCUGCUCAUUAUGUAUUGUUCGAUCCGCAAAUCAGCCCGGCUUACGAGAUCAUGUUUUUCGUACAAUGUUUCACGGGCCUCAUAAAGUAUACGAUUACAGUGGCAGCUUGCGGCAUCGCCGCACUUUUUACGAUGCACGUCGUCGCGCAAUUGGAUAUAUUGGUGAUGCUAAUGAACAACUUGACUAACGAACGUGAACUUGAGAAUGUGAACAGGAAGUUAUCUGUUAUUGUGGAACAUCAUAUAAGAACGCGAAAUUUGUUGCACAUGGUGCAAAAAGUAUUACAAUAUUCGAGUCUAAUAGAAGUCACUACAUGUACUUCUAUGUUAUGCCUUAUACUAUAUUAUGUUAUCAUGGAAUGGGAAGCUAGUAAUACUAUAGCCAUGUGUACGUAUUUUAUCAUAGUCGUGUCUCUGACAUUCAAUAUAUUUGUAUAUUGUUUUAUUGGUGAACAGCUUUCUGAAAAGGGGGAACAGGUAGCUUUGACAGCGUGCACGUUAGACUGGCACUUUCUUCCGGAUACAAAAGCGCGAGCACUAAUUUUAAUCAUGCUCAUGUCAAACACACCAAUGAGACUAAAAGCAGGCAAUUUCAUAGAUCUGUCCUUUAGAACAUUCGGAGUCUGGCCGUACUACAGGAGCACGAACUACUGGUUUUUGCAAAAACUGGAGAAGUUUGCGCUGGUCCUCGGUAUUUACGUUCUUCUUGUUUUAGAACUAGUGUCUAUGCUCCUCUACGUUUUUAUGGUAGUGAAAGGGACUCAAAUGAGGAUUAAAGUUAUGGCCACAAUGUUAUUCACGAUUGUGUCGAUCCUCAAAUACAGCAAUUUCAUAUACGCGAAGGAUCAAAUGAGAUGUUGCAUGGCGCGUGUCGAGGAGGAUUUUCGAGAUGUCGUCAGUCCAGCCGCGCGUAACACGAUGCUCUUCUACGCGAGAACCGGCAGACGUUUGUUCAUUCUGUGCGGUAUAUUCAUGUAUUCUUAUGGGAUGACGAUCAGAAUGCUAAUACCGUUGUCGAGAGGGAAGAUUGUUAUCUCGCAAAAUGUUACGAUUCGACCCUUGCCGAACGCUGCUCAUUAUGUAUUGUUCGAUCCGCAAAUCAGCCCGGCUUACGAGAUCGUGUUUUUCGUGCAGUAUUUCACGGGGCUCAUGAAGUACACAAUUACAGUGGCAGCUUGCGGCAUUGCCGCACUUUUUACGAUGCACAUCGUCGCGCAAUUGGAUAUAUUAGUGAUGCUAAUGAACAAUUUGGCUAACGAACAUGAACUUGAGAAUGUGAACAGGAAGUUAUCUGUUAUUGUGGAACAUCAUAUAAGAACGCGAAAGUAA